Molecule: messenger RNA, 2331 nt
Organism: Fusarium coffeatum
Lineage: Eukaryota; Fungi; Ascomycota; Sordariomycetes; Hypocreales; Nectriaceae
Exons: 4
Coding region: 1-2331 (776 amino acids)
Biological process (GO): post-transcriptional regulation of gene expression
Cellular component (GO): cytoplasm
Molecular function (GO): mRNA 3'-UTR binding
Source: RefSeq, a predicted model, not a curated record
AUGUCUUCACCUGGGCAUCCCCAAGGAUCUCCUGACAAGAUCGCCCCCAUCUUUACCGCUAUCAUGCAGGGCGAAACUCAAAGUGGUUCGCUACUUGCCUCCGCCUCGAAGGAAACAAGCAAAACCAACCCAUCAAAGAAGAGUAUCUCGGCUCUCACUACUUCGAAGCUUGCGAACCAAGGCCUCCCAAAGAAGAUGAAAUUCAGUCACGAUAUCUCUACUACAGGAGAUUCUUACCCUAUGGACAAACUCCUUGCCAAGCUCAACGAGCAGCAAGCUGUAGUCGACACCCUCAAGGCGAAUGAAGAAGCGAUUCAGUACGCAAGAAGUUUUGAUCAUGCGUCUUCGAGCAACUCCUUGCCCGUAACUCCCGCCACCGAUGCCUUCCCCAGCACAGCUCCUACUACACGACCUGCCAGUGCCGCUCUUGAUGAUGCUCGUGGCGAAAGCGAAGAAGUGGUUCGGCUGAAGGCACAACUCGCUCAAGCGGAGAACAAAAUCUCCAAACUUGGCCAGGAGUUGGCCGAGACUCGCGUCGUGAAGACCGGAAAUGAUACCUCUGGCCUCGGAAUUAACAGUUCGGGUUAUCCUGCUCGUGAAGGCCAAUGGCCAUCUCCAGACGAUGCUCAUUCUGAUACAAGCGAAGCUCUGUCCGCCUCUACAUUCAACCGCACCCGUGAAAUUUGGGGAAAUCACCCUGGCCCCUUCAACAAUACACUUCAGGCACCCGUCGCCGAACCAGCUCCUGGAAAGUGGCUUGGCGGACGCGGCUUCAAUCCACCGUGCCCGGAGCCCAAUGGAGCCCCUUACCCUAUCAUGGACGGCUACCGUAGUGAACGCCUGACUCCUGACGCAGAGAUGAUGCGCCCCAACUACGGACGCCGUGGCACCCGAAUGGAGAGUCGAUUCAACUCCCCCCAGCCAUUUGGAUCUGGUUAUGGCGGAGGCUACAACAGUCCCGCCAACCAGUCAGACUACAUGGGUAGUCCUAUUCCUGGAGCGCCUAUGAAUGCUCCUCAAGGCCUUGGUCCUAUGGGUGUUUAUCCGCCGUAUCCACUCCCUGCCGGAACACCUCUCUCACCUCACGCUUCUGAGUUCACUUCCGGGUCUGGAUGGAAGAACGAGAUUGGAUCGCCUUCCGUGUAUCCUCACAAGGGACUGGAUCCGAGAGAUGUUUUGUCUCCUAAUGAUCAGACCUACCUCCCCCCAACUGAGCCACUGAACUAUCGCCGUCUGUUGGAUCGCAAUGUCAAUUGCAACUGGAAGUACAUCGUUGACAAGAUCGUCUGCAAUAACGACCAGCAAGCCUCCAUCUUUCUACAGCAGAAACUCAAGGUCGGAACUCCGGAGCAGAAGUUUGAGAUCGUGGAUGCGAUCGUAGCACAGGCCUACCCAUUGAUGGUUAACCGGUUUGGUAAUUUCUUGGUGCAGCGAUGCUUUGAGCAUGGCACACCUGACCAGGUUAUCCACAUAGCUGAAGCUAUUCGAGGAAACACUUUGAAUCUCUCCAUGGAUCCCUUUGGCUGUCAUGUUGUUCAGAAGGCAUUCGAUUCUGUCCCUGAGAAUUUCAAGGCGAUCAUGGUUUCCGAACUGUUGCGACGAAUUCCAGAGACGGUUAUUCAUCGCUACGCCUGCCAUGUUUGGCAAAAGCUUUUUGAACUUCGUUGGACUGAAUCACCCCCACAGAUCAUGAAGUAUGUCAACGAGGCUCUGAACGGAAUGUGGCACGAAGUCGCUCUUGGAGAGACUGGCAGUCUUGUUGUGCAAAACAUCUUCGAGAACUGCCUCGAAGAGGAUAAGCGUCCUUGCAUUGAGGAGGUUCUUGCCAACAUUGAUAUUGUGGCCCAUGGCCAAUUCGGUAACUGGUGCAUCCAGCACAUCUGCGAACACGGUGCGCCCCCAGACCGCAGCAGGGCUGUUGACCAUGUCAUCCGCUAUGCUGCCGAAUACAGCACCGACCAGUUCGCUUCCAAGGUCGUCGAAAAGUGUCUUAAGAUCGGAGGUGCAGAGUUCCUCGGUCGUUACCUGGACCGAGUCUCAGAGGGUCGUCGCGACCGCACCCGCAUCCCGUUAAUUGAUAUCGCGAGUGAUCAGUACGGCAAUUAUCUCAUCCAGUGGAUUCUAAACAACGCCUCCCCUCAGCAUCGCGAGAAUGUCGCUGCCCACAUCCGGAAGCACAUGGUCUCUUUGCGUGGAAGCAAGUUCGGUUCUCGCGUCGGCAUGCUCUGCACCAACCAUGCUGUCGCAACUCGUCCUGGCCCUGGUGCUGGCCCUGGAAUGGGUGGGCGUAUGGGACCCGGACCACGCUACAACAACAACGGUUACCGCUGA